Messenger RNA from Guyanagaster necrorhizus, 2218 nucleotides. RefSeq names its product UDP-3-O-glucosamine N-acyltransferase. The coding region runs from base 478 to 1941 and encodes 487 amino acids. NCBI's taxonomy places the organism in Eukaryota, Fungi, Basidiomycota, Agaricomycetes, Agaricales, Physalacriaceae. The record is from RefSeq and is a predicted model, not a curated record. Gene Ontology annotation, biological process: biosynthetic process; cytoplasmic translational initiation. Gene Ontology annotation, molecular function: guanyl-nucleotide exchange factor activity; translation initiation factor activity. Gene Ontology annotation, cellular component: eukaryotic translation initiation factor 2B complex; guanyl-nucleotide exchange factor complex. The transcript has 5 exons.
CUCUGUGAAUAACAGGAACCUUGUGGAGAUAGCUCAAGCCAAUGAGCACCUCGCGGACGAUGACCGCCAUGAAUUUCUCCUCCAAGCACCCUCCCCGUGAUGCCUUCAUCAGAGACAGCACGCUACCUCCGUCAGCGUAUUCCAUUGCAAUCCACACCCUAGGGCCAUCCAUGUAGCAGCCGAAAUACUUUGUAAUGUUAGGAGCAUCUCGCAGCUGCGACAGCAAUGCCACCUCGCGUUGGAUGUCGCCUACAUCAUCGUCGGCAGUGUCGAGGUCGAUGAUUUUUAAAGCGACGACGUUCCCGGUAGCGAUAUGGAUACCCUUAGAGACAGAACCGUAGGCCCCUCUGCCGAUGGUCUCGAGACGCUUGUAGAGGGUGAGGACAGACGGCUGCGACAUCCGCGCACAUGGACGUUCGAAGCCAAGUCGCGCUCGCCGUGUGACUCGACUUUGAGCCUUGCUUCUGCACCAUCACUAUGGACCUCGACGUCUCAAUAUCGCCGCUUGUCACUCGCGAAUUCACUGCUGUCGUGCUCGCUGGAUUUGGUGCCGAGCUGAUACCUCUGACGAGCGAUUAUGGCGAUGAACCGUGUCCAAAGGCUCUUCUUCCUGUCGCGAAUAAGCCUAUGAUAGACUAUGUGUUUGCCUGGCUGGAGCUCUCAGGCAUCAAGGACGUCGUACUCAUUUGCCCGACGGUCCACCGGCAUGCAAUCUCCAAUCAUAUUCACUCAGAGACGAGCGUGUCCUUGCGUAUCGACUUGCAGACGUACGACGAGAUCAUGGAUGCUAGCGUCGGGACGUGCUCUCUAUUGCGGCACUUUGCCCACCGCAUACAAACAGAUUUUGUUGUCUUGCCUUGCGAUUUCCUGCCUCCACCCUCUCUUUCCCUCAACACCAUCUUGAACAAGUUUAGAUCUGACCGGAUAUCCGACGGUGCCAUUGCAACUACAUGCUGGUUUACAUCAAAUGAGAUGGAGAAAGCAAACGAGCCGGAUGACUGGAGUCCUGCUUUUCCUCCAGUCGCCGUAGUGUGGGAUGAUAAAAGCGGCACUCUACUUCAUGUCGACACUGCAGAUGACAGGGACAUGAACGGUGAAGAGCUACAGCUUAGGAUGUCCCUUCUAACGUUAUAUCCACGAACCAAAGUGUCGACGAAGUACCGUGACUCACACGUCUACGUCUGCCGGCGUACUGUCCUCGACCUGCUACAAGAAAAACCGCAUGUUGACUCAUUCCGAGAAGAAUUCAUUCCUUGGCUAUGCAAAGUACCAUACCAACGGACACGGAGAGAAAAGUACAGUCAUGUAUUGAACCCCAUCACCAAUGCCCCCACCCAGAGCACUGCACUCCUUCAUUCUACCUUGUACGAUGAGCCCCCCAUUCCGUCCUCAAACCCCAAAGACUCUGCCAGCGACGAAGGUAGUGGGUCACCUACUACGCCCAGCCUACGUGUGGGCGUUCUCCUCCAUCGCGAUCAAGAGCCUGCUGCUCGGCUCAAUACCCUUCACGCCUACUUUGAAAUGAACCGCCGCCUCAUCACUCCCGACGUUCCUACAGACAGGUCGCUCGUUGACCAGAAAGCACAGAUAUCUACAGAUAGCAUGGUCGGACCUUCGACGCAGAUCGGCGAGCGAACGUCGGUGAAAAAGUCAGUGAUUGGGAGCCACUGUGUCAUUGGAAAGAUGGUUAAAAUCGUUGGAUGUGUGCUUUUGGACCACUGUGUCGUUGCGGAUGGGGCCAAGCUGGAUGGAUGUAUCCUCGGGAAGAAUACGAAAGUUGGCGCCAAGGCUGAACUUUCACGAUGUGUUUCGCAGGCUGGAUACGAGGUCAAUGCUGGAGAAUCCAUAAAGAAUGAAAGACUGGAGAUAUCUGACUGGACUGGAGUCCUUGACGAGCAAGAGGAUUCAGAAGAGACAGAGUCCGAGAGUGACGACGAUUAAUCGCUGAUUUUUCAGGUUAUCUACUGUCUACUGAAAUGUUGUACGUUCGUCACCCAAAUUCAUGUCGAAACAUCCAUUCUUCGUUACUAAGCGUGUACACCAUGUGUCGAGGGUAGAUGGCUUUGCCCACGAAGGGUAUUUCAUGAAUCAUCGUAAGCCACCAGCUCGAGGGUACAGUUUGCCCGCCGUCGGGGCCUCCUGGCUAUGUGCUGGAGCAGAUGGCUCACUCAAAGGAAGACGCCCGCCGCGUUCCAUAAGCCAACGAAGGAUACUGUGG